Molecule: messenger RNA, 534 nt
Organism: Heteronotia binoei (common prickly gecko)
Lineage: Eukaryota; Metazoa; Chordata; Lepidosauria; Squamata; Gekkonidae
Gene: ANKRD66
Product: ankyrin repeat domain 66
Exons: 3
Coding region: 1-534 (177 amino acids)
Molecular function (GO): protein binding
Source: RefSeq, a predicted model, not a curated record
AUGACUGAACUGCACCAGGCUGCAGCGGCAGGCAAUUGUGAUUUAGUGGACGAGAUCCUCAAAAAAGGGCAGUGUGACCCGAAUGGCAAAGAUGCAGACUGGAAUGACAGAACUGCACUGCACUGGGCAGCGAUCAAAGGAACAUCAAGGAUAGUGAAACGAUUGGUGGAGCACGGGGCCCGUCCGUGCUUGAGAACAGAUGCAGGGUGGACCCCGGCUCAUUUUGCUGCGGAGUCAGGGAGGCUGGGGGUGCUGAGGAUGUUGCAUUCUUUGCACGCUCCUAUGGACGCUGCUGAUCUGUACGGGGAUACGCCGAAGCGGAUGGCGGAGAUCUACGGUCACAAAGAUUGCGUUGAGUUCUUAGAAACGGCUGAAAUCGAGUGCUGGGAGUUCCGCCAGGAAGCGAAAUUAAAGGGGAUUCAAUUGGAUGAGACCGAUGAAGAGUGGGAGCUGAAGAAGGAUGAACUUUUGGGAAGUAAACCCCCCACUCCGAAGAAACCCGCAAAGACGUGCGCGAGAAAGGGUCGUUGUUAA